GACGGACGUCGCUUUGAAGCGACGCCGACGGAGACAUCCACAAUGAGCUCCGGAGCAGGAGCUUACACAAAAAUACAGGCCGAUAACAUUCUAUUGAUUUUUCUGAAACGUUCGUUGAACCAAUCACAGAGUUAGGACUAUUUUUGAAGGGUGAGGUUGUUGUUGGGUUUUUGCGAGGCCAGUGCGGUGCUACAUGUAAAGUUGGUGCAGGUGUCGAUUUUCCGGGCCAAUAGGAGCUCGGUGCAUGCACACCGAUUCUCCUCCGAUGCAGGUGGCUACUUUAUUUCGCGAGUCCAGCACGUUGCUGGGCGCUACUAUGGACACGGGCGGAGUCUCGGGGCCCGAUUCCGGUUUAUCCACGUUGGGCCCAGGAACUCUACCCUACGACUCCUACGGACAUCCGUACAACAACAAGUACAAACUCAAUAUGAAGCUGGAACCACAAGAUGAUGGUUAUGAAACAAGUGCUGAUAUGCUCUUGUCUAACACCAACACUAUGGGACAUGAAGUGAAAUGUGAAAAAUUGGAGGAUCCCUAUAGUUUCAUUGAUGAUGAUCCCAUGCCUAUGUUGCCCGCCCCACAGGGCCCCUGUGUGAACCCACCACAACCAAUAAACAACCAAUUAGUACCAAUGCCCAAGAAGCGUGGUAGAAAAAAGAAGAUUAAACCAGACCAAUUUUUUGAAUAUAGACCGGAAUUUGUACAAGAAAUGAAUGGCAUGCCUAGACCUAUCAAGGAGAGAAAGAAACACGACCGGUUCAACGGUAUGCCCGAGGAGGAGGUCUCCAAGAGAACUCUGCCUGACCACUUAGCUUCAAAUUUAGAUAUAAUUAUUAUUGGGAUAAAUCCAGGGUUAUUCGCAGCCUAUAAAGGGCAUCACUACGCGGGUCCGGGGAAUCAUUUUUGGAAAUGUUUAUACCUAUCGGGACUGACACAACAACAAAUGUCUGCCGAUGAAGACUACAAGCUUCUCCAGGUUGGCAUAGGAUUCACCAACAUGGUCCAAAGGGCAACGAAGGGAAGUGCCGACCUAACCCGCAAAGAAAUCAAAGAGGGUAGCCAAAUACUUUUGGAGAAACUGAAGAAGUUUCGACCGAAAAUCGCCGUUUUUAACGGAAAGUUAAUUUACGAGGUGUUUUCCGGGAAGAAAGACUUCAAUUUUGGACGACAACCUGAUCUUGUUGAAGGCACAAACACUUAUAUGUGGGUAAUGCCGUCAUCGAGUGCGAGAUGCGCCCAACUUCCUCGGGCGGCGGAUAAAGUUCCAUUUUACGCGGCAUUAAAGAAAUUUCGAGAUUACCUAAACGGUCUAAUACCGGACAUCGAGGAGUCGGAGAUGAUUUUCAGUGAGCCGAAAGUGAAAUCGUGUUACGAAGCGGAACCGAAACCGGACCCUUAUUCGGAGAUCACCGACUUGAGUAACCCGGCAGUAAUCAAAAACGAAGACGGCACGAUCGUUCCUUGUAAGAAAAAACGCGGAAGGCCUAAAAAGAUAAAGGUGGAGGGGGAGGAACCCCCAAAGCCGGUGGUGCGAAAGCCGCCAGUGCAAACGAACAAUUGUGAUUUUCCUAAGAAGAAACGAGGGCGGCCUAAAAAAAUUAAAGUGGAGGAUCAAGAUAUGAAUCCCGUGAACGAUACAUCGACCAAUAUGUCAAAAUGCUACUCGAAUACUUCCCCGAAUAAUUAUUAUCCAAUGCCGUCAGCGUUGACUCCUCCGAAUAGCGGAAGUAAUCUCUACGCCCCGCAACCUCCCCAAUACUGUCAGUCUCCGAGGCCACCGUACAGUCAAUCGCCGAGACCACCGUUCAGCCAAUCUCCCAGACCUCAUUCUCAACCAUUUACUCAUUCGGACUUAAGUUCGGAAAUAAGCGCAGCGAUCAGCUCAGAUCAACUAGGAUCGCCAGCUUCGCCAAGUCUAGGGCCGCCGGACUUUGAACCGCCAACGAGCAUGGCCGAAGAAGGCGAGUGCAGACUGAGCAGUCCGGCCCCAUCCACACCCAGCGAACAACCCCACUAUCCGUACCAUCACAAUUACGGUAUGGAACCGCCACAAGAACCCCAACAUUACUCGUCGCCAAGACAACCACAAGAUAUAGCAUCGAAAAGUUUAUCCGGACUGGAAUCAUUAGUGGACCAGAUUCCGAGUAUCACGGAUGGAGAUGCGCCGUUGAGCGACACUCCAGAGCAAUAUUCAGGACAGUUUAGUAACUAUAACGUUCCAGGCAGGACGAGUCCUAACCAUUACAAUUAUGGAGGGGGGUCUGGUUAUCCGAUUUACCCAACACCAACUUGGAGUAGUCAUUACGAACCGGUUCCAUUAGGCUACCCACAAAUACCAGCUUAUCCCCAGAGUUACGCACCCGGGUUACACAUGCCCAGCCCAAACUACCCAUACUAUACCUAUCCUCAGUCGGCUCCGACGCAUCCGCCAGGCUACCCGCCCUACUUAGGGGGCUUCUGAUUGGUUUCCGUAACUGUGUAUUCAUGUUGUGUACCUGUACCAUAUGUUCAGCUAGUACCUAGCAAGUCUGUCCGCUUGAGUACAGUUGGUCACUUGCAUUUCGACAACAGAGACUUGCACAGGGUAAAUGGUGAUAUUUUUUUGUCAUAAGUAUUUUCUCUAAACUUUGAAUGUUAGGUAGGCCAAGGGUUUCGUGCAUUAUUCUAUACAUUCAGAUCUCAGUUGACGACAGUUGCGUGCGUGCGUGAGUGUGCGUGCCCCGUUGCAAACUGACCGUGUGAAUGGUUAAAUAAUGGUUCGUCGUUAUAAUAGCUGUAGCCGGUGUCUUCUUUAUUUCUUGACGAUGUAAACAAGGUACGUUUGUUAUAGCUCUUCCUACGCCCCUUUAUCCCCCACCACUCCUAACCCAACCCCGAAUCGAUCUCGAUCGCUCGCCCAUCAUUCCCUUCUUAUCGGUUCGAAGUUCUCCGCAUCAAUCCUAUCAUACCAUCCCACUAUUUCUACAUAUCAUUAACAUCGAGAUGGGGACCUUCUUCCAGGGACUUCCCCGGUAAUACAGCAAACUAACAGAGUAUUUAUUUUUAUAAUCAACCUUUGGUUCCAGGACGUUUUCUAAUUUUACCAUCUUUCAAAAUAAUUUUAUUAUUACCUUGAAUAAGGUGCAAAAUUACUUUAUUCCAAAAAUAUGUUUGAUUUUUAACUGGCACUAGAUAGUUUAACACUGUAGAAAAUUUAGAACAAUCCAAUUCGAUGAUUUAUUUUAUUUAGAUAAAUUAUAUCUAAAAAGUUUAUUGUCGUAUUUACGAUUUGGAUUGCGCUCGAUUUUGCUAAUGCAAAAUUUAUAUAUUAAUUAAUUAAAUAAAUUGUAGUGAAAUUA
Onthophagus taurus is the source of this 3338-nucleotide messenger RNA. RefSeq names its product Thymine DNA glycosylase (gene Tdg). Gene Ontology annotation, biological process: base-excision repair, AP site formation. Gene Ontology annotation, cellular component: nucleus. The record is from RefSeq and is a predicted model, not a curated record. Gene Ontology annotation, molecular function: uracil DNA N-glycosylase activity; DNA binding; pyrimidine-specific mismatch base pair DNA N-glycosylase activity. Lineage: Eukaryota; Metazoa; Arthropoda; Insecta; Coleoptera; Scarabaeidae.